AUGGAAAAGUUCUCUAAAUACAAUGACCCUCUCUCCGGGGUGAACCCGUUUGUUAAUCCCCGGCACAGGGCCCCUUCGGUCCUCGGCUACCUCAAGGCGCUCCUGAAGGCCCCUCUCGUCCUACUUCUGUUCGGAACAAACAUAAACGUUGUUCAGUUUCUGGUUAAAAUCACCUCAAACAAGAUCACAGGCCCUAAGGUCCUGGCUGCCAAUGCAUCCUCCUUCCUCGACAUCUUUGUUCUAAAGUAUCUCACGGGCAUUAGGAACUUCUACUACGUUACAGAAUACGGCUUUAUAGACGUCAGGACAGGCCGCUUUUGCAAAAAGGCUACAGAGCCCUGCGUACUGUUUCCAGAGGGCUGCCAGACUAACAACAAGGCUGUUCUGCAGUUUUCAAGGGACGUCGAGGUUGAUCAUGUUUGUGGGAUAAGAUACACCGGAGGAUGUAUAAACAUGUACGGUGGAUUCGCAGGAUUCAUCCUAAGGUUUCUUGCAUCCAAAAACGCUGUGGAAAUUAAGUUUAAGAAGUGCUCUAGCCUACAUGCCAUCUGUGAGCUCUCUGGGCUUCCACAGGUGAAAUGGACAUCUAGGGACAAGGAUAGGUUCAUGAGGGAAUUCCACAAGGAGCUCUAA
This is a messenger RNA of Encephalitozoon cuniculi GB-M1, 633 nucleotides long. RefSeq lists its product as uncharacterized. Lineage: Eukaryota; Fungi; Microsporidia; Unikaryonidae. The record is from RefSeq and is marked provisional. The coding region runs from base 1 to 633 and encodes 210 amino acids. The transcript has a single exon.